This is a messenger RNA of Laetiporus sulphureus 93-53, 676 nucleotides long. Its product is annotated as cytochrome b5. Gene Ontology annotation, cellular component: intracellular membrane-bounded organelle; membrane. Gene Ontology annotation, molecular function: heme binding. NCBI's taxonomy places the organism in Eukaryota, Fungi, Basidiomycota, Agaricomycetes, Polyporales, Laetiporaceae. The record is from RefSeq and is a predicted model, not a curated record. Bases 97 to 438 code for a protein of 113 amino acids. The transcript has 3 exons.
GCGCCGUCCACUCCCACCUCAAAACCUUCCAUCCUGAGCGCUGGCUCCCCCCCAUCCGCCAUCGCGAGUUCCUCGCAGCCCUCCUGCGGGCGUGAUAUGUCCAAGAAAUGGUCGCUCCAGCAAGUCGCACAGCACAACACCGCAAGCUCGUGCUGGAUCAUCAUCGAGAACAAGGUCUACGAUGUGACCGAGUUCCUCCCGAUACACCCGGGCGGUGUCAGGCUGCUCCUCAACUUUGCGGGUAGAGACGCCACCGCUGCCUUCAAACCCUUCCACUCGUCGCGCGCGCUCACCGACAGCCUCCCACCCGAGAAAUGCCUCGGCGAGGUCGACUAUGUCAGUGCGAAAGCACUCAAGAAGAGCCGCAAGAGUCCGCGUCUACGCAAACUCAAGGACGUGCCCGUCACGAACGUUACGCCGCCUAGCGACGACGUCUGAUAGACUGCGCCCUUUACUCAUACUCAUAUACACAUUGGGUUUCGAUUUCGUACAUCGGUCAUCUUUCGGGGUUUUGGGCUGUAAUUCAUAAAGGUCGCUUGUGGCAUUUGGGUUCCGUGGGCGAUGGAGGAAUUAGCAUCGGGCAAUGGUCAUUCAUUCAAUGUACAACUUCCAUAAGUUAUCGAGUCUAUAUACGCUGUCUCACUAGUAUACUUCCGCUACUGGUAAGUACAAUGGG